UGUCGGAUCCAAACCCGGAAAACCAGAGGCCUAGGCCGCUUGCACUGUCGACCUCGCUGCUUCUUGGCUGCAAUGGCCCUGGUCGCCGGCCGACGGGCCUUUGGGGUGAAGGGGAUCAGCUGGCUCUGGCGCACUCGUUGGUCCCCUUUCUCCGCCGGCUUUUGCAGCCCGGCGUCAGCACUAACAGCGCGGCCGGAGUCGGAGCCACGGCCCACUAGCAUGCGACAGCAGGACGGAAUCAGGAACAUUGUCUUAAGCAAUCCUAAGAAGAGGAAUGCGCUGUCGCUGGCCAUGCUGAAAUCUCUCCGAAGUGACAUUCUUCAUGAAGCCGAGAGCAAAGACCUGAGAGUCAUUAUAAUUGCAGCUGAGGGCCCCGUGUUUUCCUCUGGGCAUGAUUUGAAGGAGCUGACAGGUGCGCGAGGCCGUGAUUAUCACACUGAAGUGUUUCAGACCUGUUCUGAGGUCAUGAUGCUGAUUCGGAAACACCCGGUCCCCAUCAUUGCCAUGGUCAAUGGCUUGGCCACAGCCGCCGGCUGCCAGCUUGUUGCCAGCUGUGACAUUGCUGUGGCAAGUGACAAGUCCUCUUUUGCCACUCCUGGAGUCAAUGUUGGACUUUUCUGCUCCACCCCCGCGGUUGCCCUGGGGAGAGCCGUGCCCAGAAAGGUGGCCCUGGAGAUGCUCUUCACUGGGGAGCCCAUUUCUGCUCAAGAGGCGGUACGCCAUGGCCUCAUCAGCAAAGUGGUGCCCGAGGGGCAGCUGGAGGACGAGACCAUGAGAAUAGCGAAGAAGAUUGUCUCUUCGAGUCGCUCCGUGGUGGCGCUGGGCAAGGCCACCUUUUACAAACAGCUGUCCCAAGACCUUAGAACAGCUUACGACCUCACCUCCCAGGCCAUGGUGGACAACCUGGCCCUGCAGGAUGGGCAGGAAGGAAUUGAGGCCUUUAUCCAGAAGAGAAAGCCCAUCUGGUCACACUGAGUCAGCAUGAGUAAGACUGGGCCAACAGCCAGUGCUAGGAAGUCGCCCAGCCCUCGUCUUCUCUACCCAAUCAUACUCCAGGCUGUAAGAGAGGACAGCCAGCCUUUCUGACUCUGAUAUUGGUUUCCCAGUGUGUGGUCUAUAUUAAAAUUCACGAUUCCAUGGGAUGUGGAUACAGGGGAGUAAAUGGAAUUCUAGGUCAGUGGGCCAGGUUAGUGAGCUGGGAGUGCUGGCUGUGACAGGAAGCCUGCAGCUCCCGGAGUGGCGUGCUACCUGCACACAGGUGACCGUCCAGAGAGGCCUGCCACCCCACUCUUCUGUAGCUCCCUUGAGGCAGAGUCCAUUCUGGUCUCUUCAUGACAAGCUGAGCAUUUCAAAUCUCCAUGAGAUCAUCUCCACACUGAAAAUAUUCUUGAUUCUAUCAGGAAAUAAUCAUGCCUGUGGCUUUGGAAUAAUCAUAUGUGAUCUGAAUAAAUUAAGUAUUUAUA
Chionomys nivalis (European snow vole) is the source of this 1463-nucleotide messenger RNA. It is a transcript of the gene Echdc3, whose product is annotated as enoyl-CoA hydratase domain containing 3. The record is from RefSeq and is a predicted model, not a curated record. The transcript is spliced from 5 exons. NCBI's taxonomy places the organism in Eukaryota, Metazoa, Chordata, Mammalia, Rodentia, Cricetidae. Gene Ontology annotation, cellular component: mitochondrion. The coding region runs from base 73 to 975 and encodes 300 amino acids. Gene Ontology annotation, molecular function: hydro-lyase activity.